AUGUCACUGCUUCUCCUUCAGCUGUUAGUGCUGUCAUGUCUUGGAGCCGCAGAGCCGCAGGGAGAUUCACCACAAAGGAAAAGCAGAAGGCCGUUUCAGCACCUUUUCUACCCAGACAAAAACCUGCUCAAAAGUCAGAGUUUUCGUGAGCUGGUAGGGGAGAAGCCAGUAGGUGUUGAUGAAACCCUGGGAGAACCAAGCUUUUUUGUAGCAAUUCCACAGACGGCAUCUGAAAGUGUGAAGCAAGAGGAGAAAAAAAUGUCUAGAUUCAUCCUUCCCAAUGCAGAACUCCAUGCAGACCAAGACCUGAGAACCUGGGCAGCACCCAGAGAGAUCUCUCCUGCGGAAAACUUCUCUCCAUCCCACUAUUCCAGCAAGAGCGAGGCUGAAAUUCCCUAUAGGAAAGAUGCCAAGAAAUUUUGGGAGCACUUCAUGUUAAAGAAAAAUUCAGCAUCUGAAGAGGUUGUCCUGCCAAUCAAGACCAAUGAAAUGCACCAAGAAAACUGCAGAACCCUGCCUUUUUCCCAGGGUGUUACUCACGAGAACUGUGAGAAGGUGAUGAUACAGAACAAUCUGUGUUUUGGAAAAUGUAGUUCCUUUCAUGUUCCUGGUCCAGAAGAUCGUCUUUACAGCUUUUGUUCUCAUUGCUUGCCCAGCAAGUUCUCCAUGAAGCGCCUGUAUCUCAACUGCACCAGUUCUGUACCGGUGGUCAAAGAAGUCAUGAUUGUAGAAGAGUGUAAAUGUGAGACUCAGAAGGUUAAAGACCCUGCAAUUGGAUCUCUGCUGUCAGACUUGCAUGCAAAUGUACAUGAGCACAAUUAA
Messenger RNA from Opisthocomus hoazin, 822 nucleotides. RefSeq names its product cerberus 1, DAN family BMP antagonist (gene CER1). Lineage: Eukaryota; Metazoa; Chordata; Aves; Opisthocomiformes; Opisthocomidae. The record is from RefSeq and is a predicted model, not a curated record.